Sabethes cyaneus is the source of this 3537-nucleotide messenger RNA. RefSeq names its product transcription elongation regulator 1. The transcript has 6 exons. The coding region runs from base 65 to 3313 and encodes 1082 amino acids. Gene Ontology annotation, molecular function: RNA polymerase binding; transcription coregulator activity. Gene Ontology annotation, cellular component: nucleus. The record is from RefSeq and is a predicted model, not a curated record. Lineage: Eukaryota; Metazoa; Arthropoda; Insecta; Diptera; Culicidae.
CUGAAAAAAACUAGUGCAGUGUGAAUUUUCGCUUCGAUUUACAAGUUUAAUUGUAAAAAUUAAGAUGGAAACAAGUGAAAACGAUGCACCAGGUGAGGAAAUACCGGAAAAACCAGUAGAACAGAUGGAUACAAUGGACAUCGAAGAGGAAACGCCGAGUAAUGAUAGCUACUCAGCUGCCCCCAUAGUAUCAGAUGCAAAACCCCAGCAACCUGAAACGACUGAAGAAGUUUCAGGUGCUGCUGUUGAAACUCCGAAUGUUCAGGUUCCAAUUGAAACGAGGGAAAGAAUUCCACUGUUGGCUAAUCCACCGUCACUGUUGAAACCGACUGGAGCUGUUUCGAAUUUUCCUCGAGCUGCGGCACCAGUUGUUAAUAAAGUUGCGGGUAUAACAAACAGUAUGAAUGCACCUCCCCCUCUGUUAGCCACGCCUUCGAACCAACCUCAGGAACUGUGGGUUGAAACCAAAACCGCAGAGGGAAAAUCAUAUUACUACCAUGCUCUGACACGGGAAACAACAUGGACCCGUCCGGAUGGUCCCAACAUCAAGGUUAUGACACAAUCCGAGGUUGAAGCCAUGAACAAGCAGGUAGCGUCAGCUGCUCAACAGAAGCCAUUGAUAGAACAAAAGCCUGACCAAAUAGCCGGACUAGUUCCAGUGCCAGUAACUGCUCAAAUUGCUGUAGCUACAACUGCUCCUACCAUGACGGCUUCCGUACCACGAUUUUCGGGACCUCCGCCAGCUCUUAUGAGUGGUAUUCCCCCGUUCGGAAUGCCUCCGCCAUCGUUUCCAAAUUUUCCACCAUGGAAUGCUGCCGCAGCGGCCAGUGCCGGUCAGUGGCCCCCAAUGCAAUCACCGCUGAUGGACCCGUCUAAAGCCAUCGCGGAGAUCAAGAUCAAUGAAAUUGAUCCAAUUAUUGCUGCUAAAGCCGUAGAGUGGACUGAGCACAAGGCACCGGAUGGUAGACCGUACUACUAUAAUGCCUCUAAAGGUGAAAGUGUAUGGGAGAAACCGCAGGCCAUUAAGGAUAUGGAGAUGGCCAAACUAGCUGUGUAUAAUGCACGCCAGAAACCAAAAACACUCCCACCGUUUAUUGCUCCACCAAUACCACCACAGAUGCCUAUUAUUCCGCCACUUACCGGCGGAGGUCAGCUACAGCCGCAAGCUUUGGGACCUGGUGUGAAAAUUCAACAGUUUCCCCCACAGCUCGCUACUGCCGGUGCUCCAAUACGGUUACAGCAAAUAGCCGGAGCACCAGGCUUGGUAUUUGACCAGAUUAAUUUUAUGGCUCAUGGCAAAAACGAUAAGCAGGAAGAGGAAAAAAAGAAAAAAGCUGAAGCUGAGAAAAAGAAAAAGGAGGAAGAGGAAAAGGCUAAAGCUGCUAAACCGUUGGACAAGAGUCGUCCAAUCUCUAGUACGCCGAUUAGUGGGACACCCUGGUGUGUGGUGUGGACCGGUGAUGGUCGGGUGUUUUUCUACAAUCCUUCUUCAAGAACUUCCGUGUGGGAACGACCGGAGGAUCUCAAAGAAAGAGCCGACGUCGAUAAAGCUAUUUCUGUUCCCCCACAGCAGUUGCUUGGAAACGUGCCAAAAGAAGCAAAUGAGCCGGCGCAGAGCUCCAAAACCAUUCCAAUCGCUGUUACGAACGAUAUAGCAGAGAAACGUUCGGACUCGGAGUCAAGUACAGAGGAAAGUGAGGAGAUACCUAGUAAGAAAUUUAAAACCGAUGUAGAAGCUGCCAUCAAAACUUCGCAGUCUGCCGCGGCUGCAAGCUCUAAGGGUGGUAGCGAUCCGGAGAAGGAAGCCCUGGCAAUGGAAGCGGAAGCCCGCGCUUCCCGUGAGCGAGCCCUGGUUCCUUUGGAUGUGCGUAUGAAAUCGUUCAAGGAAAUGUUGAAGGAGAAAGAGGUGUCUGCGUUUAGCACCUGGGAAAAGGAACUACACAAAAUCGUGUUCGAUCCCAGAUAUUUGCUGCUGACGUCCAAAGAACGGAAGCAGGUGUUCGAGAAGUAUGUCAAAGAUAGGGCCGAAGAGGAACGCAAGGAAAAGAAGAAUAAAAUGCGCCAGAAGCGGGACGAGUACCGGUCGCUGCUGGAGGCAGCUCAUUUGCAUGGAAAAUCAUCAUUUAGUGAGUUCGCUCAAAAGUAUGGCAAAGAUGAUCGCUUUAAAGUGAUAGAAAAAAUACGCGAGCGGGAAAGUUUGUUCAACGAGUACAUAGUGGAAGUGCGUAAGCGCGAAAAGGAGGACAAGCAGAACAAACGCGAACAGAUACGCAAGGACUUUAUGGCUAUGCUGCGCGAACAUAGCGAAAUCAGCCGACACACCCGCUUUCACGACGUGCGCAAGCGUCUGGAAUCGGACGGUCGCUACCGAGCCAUCAGCGAUUCGGCCCUCCGCGAGGACCUGUUCGAGGAGUACAUUAAAAUCCUGAAAGACGAGAAGAAGCGAUCGAAAGACAAGGACAAAAAACGCCACGAAAAGCGAUCCAGCGAUCGGCGCGGUCCAUCUCGUGAGCGUAGCGUGUCGAGGGAGCAAAAUUGGGACGAAGACGGUGAACAUCCGCAGACGUCGGACGACGAGGUGGAGCGCCAGCAGAAGGAGCGCGAGAAGAGACUCCGCGCCGAGGCAAGUAUUAAAGAGCGAGAGAAAGAAGUCCAGCGUACGCUGGCCACUCAUCUUAGGGAUCGGGACAAGGAACGGCAGCACCAUCAGCGGGAUGAAGCGAUUCGUCACUUUAACGCGCUGCUGGCCGAUCUGGUGAGGAAUGCUGAUCUUACCUGGAAGGAGGUGAAGAAGCAGCUCAAGAAGGACCACCGCUGGGAGCUGGUUGCCUUACUGGAUCGGGACGAUCGUGAACGCUUGUUCAGCGACCAUAUCAACAAUUUAGCUAAGAAGAAGCGUGAUAAAUUCCGCGAAAUGCUCGAUGAAAUUUCUUCCUUAGAACUGACCAGUCAGUGGAAAGAGGUUAAAAAGGGCAUUCGCGAAGAUCCACGUUAUCUGAAGUAUAACAGCAGCGAGAGAUGUGAACGCGAGUUUCGGGAGUACAUUAAGGACAAGACAAUGAACGCAAAAAUUUCGUUCCGUGAGCUGCUACAGGAGUGUAAGUUUAUUACCCACAAGAGCUGGGAUACCUAUCGGGACAACCCAAACCACCUGCGCGAGGUGGAGGAUAUUUUGCGCAACGACAAACGCUACCUUGUACUAAGCCACAUGCACCCGGAGAGAACGCAGAUGAUUCUCGGUUAUUUGGAAGAUUUAAAUAAACGCGGUCCGCCGCCACCACCGACUGCAAGCGAGUCGUCACGGAGGAAAUAAUGUGCACGCAAUUUUUUGUAAGUAGGUUUUUCCACGUUUACAUUUUCAUUACAUGUUUACCAUCGGGGUCCGUCGGGGUGCAGCCGGUAAAGACAUGAGAAUGACUCCCAAUAAAAAUCUAUCUAACAUAUAGGCAACGAUUACAAAGUUAGACUAAUUAAUCAUGUUUUCUAGCGAAAACAGCGCAACGGUGUGUUUCGGUAAUUCAAUAAACUGCUUGAGAU